Messenger RNA from Nicotiana attenuata, 2257 nucleotides. Its product is annotated as magnesium transporter MRS2-11, chloroplastic. The record is from RefSeq and is a predicted model, not a curated record. The transcript has 15 exons. The coding region runs from base 181 to 1626 and encodes 481 amino acids. Gene Ontology annotation, molecular function: magnesium ion transmembrane transporter activity. Gene Ontology annotation, biological process: magnesium ion transport. NCBI's taxonomy places the organism in Eukaryota, Viridiplantae, Streptophyta, Magnoliopsida, Solanales, Solanaceae.
UUCUUCAAACCACAACCACCAGCUUCAUCGUCCUUUCUCUUUCUCUCUCUCACACACACAGUUUUUCACCUACACCUAUAUAUACGCCAUUUUCAUCCCACAUUAUCCGCAUGAAUUAAGAAAUCGCCAGAAGAUUCUCGAGAUCUCCACUUCACGUGAUCUCCGCUAGCUUGUGCAUUAAUGGCGGCAACUGCUCCGCAUGUACUUCAAUUGCCGGUUCGGUCGCCGGAGCUUCGAGUUUUGAUUGCUGGAUAUGCGAUUUUCCGGUCGCGAUUGGAGUUGCCGUACUUGCGUAAGAAUCACGCGCCUCUGCACGUUAAGGCUCGGAAAGUGAAAGUUGAAUGUGUUGCAAAAUCCACUGAAGAGGAGACUGAGCUGGAGGCGUUGGUCAAGGACGGUGAUGAUGAUGAUGAUGACGUGGCGAUUAGUCGGGAGUACUCCAAUGGCUCAGCUAUUUCGCAAAAGACUGUUUCUAAUUCUACCUCUAGUCCCGAUUCCUUGUCCCUUGGAAUUCGUGAACCUGUUUAUGAGGUAGUGGAGGUAAAGUCAUCUGGGACGGUAGCGAAAAGGAAUAUAAACAGAAGGCACUUGCUGAAGUCAAGUGGUUUACGCCCUCGAGAUAUCAGGAGUGUUGAUCCAUCAUUGUGGUUGACAAAUUCAAUGCCUGCGUUGCUGGUCCGUGAGCAUGCAAUUCUAUUGAAUCUAGGUUCUUUACGGGCCAUAAUAAUGCAAGAACAAGUCCUUAUAUUUAAUUAUAACCGUAAAGGAGGAAAGGCUUUCAUUGAUGCAUUGUUACCACGGCUAAAUCCUAAAAACACAAAUGGAGGACCAUCGAUGCCUUUUGUGCUAGAGGUGGUUGAAGCAGCAUUGCAUUCACGGAUACAGAGAUUGGAGCAUAGACUCUGGGACUUAGAACCUCGUGUGAGUAUGGAACAUAGAAUUGUUUAUAAUUUGUGCAGAUCAUUUUUACGUGAAACUGCCCUAAUUUAUGGAGUAUCUUUCAAAGUACAUGCUUGCCUAGCUGUUAGAGUCCAAGCAUUACUUGAGGUUUUGCCUAAUCGAUUAACUGCAGACAUAUUGGAGGAACUCCGUAUCAGUAAACAGAAAUUGGUGGAAUUGGGUUCCAGGGCCGGGGCUCUUAAGCAAAUGCUGCUUGAUAUUCUAGAGGAUACUCAUGAAAUACGUCGCAUCUGUAUCAUGGGGAGAAAUUGCGUACUUAAGAAAGAAAAUGAUGAGAUGGAAUGCUCUGUGCCCCUAGAAAAGGAGGUUGCUGAGGAAGAAGAGGAAGAAAUUGAAAUGUUGUUGGAAAACUAUCUUCAGAGAUGUGAAUCUUGUCACGGUCAAGCAGAAAGGCUCCUUGAUUCUGCAAAAGAAAUGGAAGACUCAAUUGCCGUAAACUUGAGUUCUCGAAGGCUUGAGGUAAGCAGAUUUGAAUUGAUUCUACAGGUUGGGACAUUUUGUGUUGCCGUCGGUGCUAUGGUAGCAGGUAUAUUUGGCAUGAACUUAAGAUCCUAUCUAGAGGAACAUGUGUUUGCAUUCUGGCUUACAACUGGAGGAAUAAUCGUUGGGGCUGUUCUGGGCUUCUAUCUCAUGUACUGGUAUCUGAGAACAAAGAAAAUACUGUAAGCAACAGCUGCUUUGGCAAUCAGGUGACACGAAACUGGACAAAGAUUCAGCUUGCAACUGCAAUAUAGUGCCCAAAAAUUGCUGGGUACUAGCAUAUUCUGUGGAAAGAUUAUUAGAUUGGAGCAUUGCGCAUUAAUAAGGAGCUUCAUAAACACUCGGCAACAUCAGCAAAAUUAGGUACUCAUUCUGUCCCGAAUCAAGAUCCACAGGAUUUGAGAAUAAAGGAGACCGCCAAAUCCUCGGCAAGCUAAUACCAUGGUUGUCAAUUAGGAACAGCCAUCAUCCUCUAUACCAGCUUGUUAGGUAGCAUAGUGUUUCCAGUUAUAAGUUACUACCACAUUCUGGCAUUAAAGGUAUUGUUGCACUUGCACCCUUGUAAACCCUGAAUACGCAAGUGGUGAGUCAGUUGAACAGAAGUACCAAUUGAGAGAGUUCUCAUGCCCAAAAUUUAAUUAUCAUUUCUUCUUUCAUUGUAAGUUGUGCAGAGUAGAUUUUGAACUUGAAAAAAAUAACUAAUUCAUGUAUUGAUGCCAGAUCGCUCCCGGAGUUAUGGACAGAUUCUUGACCAUUGAAACAACUCCUUUGGGUUCAAAUUCUUUUCCGUUGGAUUAGUGUUUUGUUACAUGUGAAA